AUCUGGUGAUUGAAACAGCUCAGCGGCUAUUCAUUUCACUGAUUUUCCUCUGAGCAAAAGGAUUAAGGUAGUGGAGCUCUUGAAAGACCGUACAGACAGUCGGCAUCUACUGUUACUAUAUACACCCCAUACAAGCUCGCUCUCGUGAACAAAGCAAAAGAAGUAUAAAAGCAAAAUAAAGUAUAAAAACAACGAGAUGGAAUUUGACCUCACUCAUGUAAUGAUACUAUACUGCCUGGUCUUGUCCUCGGCAAUUAACGCCAUGGUUCAUCGACCAUAUUUUCCGCGAAAAGAAAAUACAGUAAACGCGAGGCAAAUCGCUGCACAAAAAUGCAAUGGUCUUCCUGAUCUAUGCGAGCUACGUAUCGAUCAAGUAACAUUUGCAGGCUGUCACAAUGCUGGAUCCGGAUUUGAUGGGCGUCUCCAUUGGUGGAGCGGCGGAGCGGCACCUUCGUGUUUCUUCCGUAACCAUGGCAAAAGUUUCUCGGAGCAGUUGGAGUAUGGUAUACGUUACUUUGACAUCGAAACCUGUUUUGGUGAAACAGAAGCUUUAAAUUGCCACUGUGGCAAGAACGUCUGUGCCUACGCAGGCUCCAUCGAAAAAGGUCUUAAACAAAUCGACAGUUGGAUGCAAUCUCAUCCAAGUGAGGUUGCAAUAAUCCACUUCAACAGCAAUGUGCAAAAAGGUUAUGAGAAGAAUAUUUCGCAAAGCAUUGAAAGCACACUGAUGAAACUGUGGCCGCCAAAUAAUUCGGGAAAGCUGGCAAUGAGUGGCUACUACAUGACCCAUGGAAACUGGCCAAAACUCAAGGACGCGAUACGACCAAACGAAAGAAUUUUAAUUUUCGUGGCUUAUGAACUAUACCAAUACAUGUCUUUACAACAUAAAUGGCUUGUGUUGAGCUUCGGGCAGAUUGUGUCAACCCGGGAUACGAAUCCAGUGAUCUCGAGCUGUUCAGGCAUAACCGAACAAGCCAAAGAGAAAUGUGGCAUCCCUGGCUCGUUUUAUACAUUCAUUGAAGUUUCGGCUUUCGGGAGUUAUGGCAAAUGUAUUUGGGACAUGGCGGAGACGUGUUCUUCCUGGUUGGGUGAAGCAGCAUUUGAAUGCUACAAUUUGAGAGAAAGGCGGGAUUUGACGGUGAAUUUCUUGCUUGUGGAUUGGGUUGAUUACUUCGCAGGCGGGGAAUCUGUCAUCAACAAGGCGAAAUUCAUGAACCAGAAGAACAUCCAAAUGUACCUGGGCAAAAGCAUCUUUUUUCCAGAACUGUCAGGUUGUGCAUAUCAUUCUAGUUCGCAUUCAAACUACUGCUGGAAGUAUUGUGCCAAGUAUGGAUGGUGUUGGAUAAAUGUAAAAUGCGGUGAGGAUCCCGAUGUUUGCAAGAAACAAGACUACCCGUGUUACUCCAGCUGCGGAUACUGACUAUAAAACAUUUACUAAUAUUUUUGUUUGCAUGUGCUCCAUUGCAUGGUUGAUAUUAUAGGAAGUCGUAGGUCAUUUUAUUGUUUAAAUCUAGUUAGCAUUAUAGCGUUAGUAAAUAAGCUCAUUAACCAUUUGAAGCGUAAUGUAAUUAGUCUAGUGAUCGUAUGUAUGUAGCCUGAGAAGAUCCUGAAAAAUAUUUCAGCACCAUCUUUUCAUAUAGGCAUUAAUAAAUGGCAUAAAAUAUGUUCUGUGGAGUGCAGUUAAUCAAGGGCGCCAGAACCACAGGGACAGCUCACAGCAGGGGCAGCUGGCGCCAACAUUGCCCUUUACUUACAAAAGUAAGCAGGGGCAGCCCUGUGUCAAUAUUUGCUACUAUGUAAGUGAUGUAACAGUACCGUACACUCAUUGUUUAAUUAUGAAGCCACUCUUAAAAUAAAAAAUAACCGGGAAUGCAGGUUCGCAGGUAUUUGUUAAAUUGCGUUUCCUCUUC
Molecule: messenger RNA, 1910 nt
Organism: Dendronephthya gigantea
Lineage: Eukaryota; Metazoa; Cnidaria; Anthozoa; Malacalcyonacea; Nephtheidae
Exons: 3
Coding region: 197-1420 (407 amino acids)
Biological process (GO): lipid metabolic process
Molecular function (GO): phosphoric diester hydrolase activity
Source: RefSeq, a predicted model, not a curated record